Messenger RNA from Lycium barbarum (goji berry), 2657 nucleotides. RefSeq lists its product as uncharacterized. The record is from RefSeq and is a predicted model, not a curated record. Gene Ontology annotation, biological process: nucleoside triphosphate catabolic process. The transcript is spliced from 2 exons. Gene Ontology annotation, molecular function: nucleoside triphosphate diphosphatase activity. The coding region runs from base 1403 to 2059 and encodes 218 amino acids. NCBI's taxonomy places the organism in Eukaryota, Viridiplantae, Streptophyta, Magnoliopsida, Solanales, Solanaceae.
UUCAUACUUAUCCAUCUUCUUUGCUUGCUAAGAAUUUAGAUGUCCUUGUUUCAGUCUUCACUGUUGCUACGAAUCCUGCUUGCAAAAAUAGAACUAAUAAGAAAUAUGCGAUAGUGUGUCCCCCCCCCCCCCCCCCCCCCCUUUUUUUUUUUUUUUUACAAGCUUUAUUGUUUGAAUUUUCAUACGUUUCAUUUUUGGACUGGAAGAUAAGUGAUGCGUAUUGUUGACACAAGAACGACUUCCUUGCCAUUUACUAAAGCAUUAGUAAGAGCUUAUUAAUGUGAAAACAAGUCUUCUUUCUUCUUCUUUUUGUUGGUUGAUUCUUCAGGAAAAAACUGGUUUUCAAAGUUGCUGUGUCACCUUGAUUUGGUGACUGAAAAUGCAAAAUUUAAAACAUUCUUAUGGAUCAUUUGUCACGCGUUACCUGGCAGUUGGGGAUUUUCGUAAGCUCACUUAACUACUACCAGUUGUAGUUACACAUGCCCCUCCAACUACUUAUGCAAUUAGGUAAUUACCAGGUCAGACAAGAAUGAGUUUGCUUUAAGGGUCUAAAGUGAAAGAAAGAAAGCCUUACUUGGAGAUAUGAGGAAGUGCCCGUUAAUGCCUUUUUAUGUUAGUAUUGGAUGAAUAGGUAGGGUUUUAGUACUCGACUUACAAGUGUCAUAAGUUCUAUCGGAAACAGCCCCUCUACCUCUCAAGUUAGGAGUAAGGUCUGUGUACACUCUACCCUCCCCAAACCCCACUUUGUGGGAAUAUACUAGGUAUGUUGUUGUUGACUUACAAGUGUCCUAAGUUGGAGCCCUGUUCCUAAUACUGGAGGUUGCUAUUUGGGAAAUCUUUGGAGUGUUAGGUCCUCUAUGAAAAUAAUUUUACUGUUUUAUUGUAUGUAUUUGUUUUCUUUCCAUCCUUAGCAGGGGUUCUCAUGGUCUUUUGAGCCUUCAUUUCCUUAUGUUCCCUACUAUAUUGUUCUUGUGGAAGUUUGUGCAAUUAAUAUAAAGUGUAUAUUUCAUUCAUAUUCUCUCUACUUCUCCUUGCGUGGCUACUCCUUCAAAGCAUAUUUUUAAACGGAUCACUUCACGCCCCUUGUUGUAGUUCUUCGAAUAAUGUUCAUUGUAUCAGAACAGAUUAUUGCUCCUAAAUCCACCCUUUCUCAAGUCCUUCAUUAACUCUUUCUUCUUAGAAACACAAUUUGCUCCUAAAUCGGCAAAACAUAUACUAAGUGCUAAGUUAGUCUAGUGAACUCCCCUAUUCUUCAGCCGCUCUAUUGGUCAGUGAUCUCUUUUUCUCUACUUCUCCUACAUCAAGCAGGUUGUUGUUUCGUAACUGGAGGAAUGCCAAAAUUGGUAUUUUUGCGUGAGUUUCAAAAUCUCAACUUGCAGCUGCCCAAAGAACGAAGAAGAAGAUGAAGGGACAGGCAGAGCCAAAGAAUGAAGGAGAAGGAACAAAAGGGGUGAGUCUUGAAGAGCUGAAGAAGAAAAUGGCUGAUUUUGCCAAAGAAAGAGACCGGGAUCAGUUCCAUAGCCCAAGAAAUCUCCUUUUAGCACUGGUGGGUGAAGUGGGAGAAUUGUUUGAAAUCUUUCAGUGGAAAGGUGAGGUGCCAAGAGGGCUACCAGAUUGGGAAGAGAAAGAGAAGCAACAUUUAGGUGAGGAGCUAUCAGAUGUAUUGCUUUAUCUUGUCAGGCUUUCAGAUAUAUGUGGCAUUGAUCUUGGUAAAGCUGCACUGAGAAAACUGGAGAUAAAUGCCAUUAACUACCCUGUUAGCCUUUGCAAAGGUUCAUCCAAAAAGCUUACUCUUUGGAGCAAAAGUACAACAACAAGAAGCUCCACCAACAUCAAUAUCGGCAAUGACAGUGCAAAUGGUGUGACUGAUGAUGAGCUGGAGAGGCAGAAGAGAGAAGAAGCUGAGCGGAUGGAGAUGCAGAAGAGAGAAGAAGCUGAGCGGAUGGAGAUGCAGAAGAGAGAAGAAGCUGAGCGGAUGGAGAUGCGGAAGAGAGUGGAAGCUGUGCGGAUGGAGAUGCGGAAGAGAGCAGAUGGAGAUUCGGAAGAGAGCAGAAGCUGAGCUGAUGGAGAUGCGGAAGAGAGCAGAAGCUGAGCGGAUGGAGAUGCGGAAGAGAGCAGAAGCUGAGCGGAUGGAGAUUCGGAAGAGAGCAGAAGCUGAGCGGAUGGAGAUGCGGAAGAGAGCAGAAGCUGAGCGGAUGGAGAUACGGAAGAGAGCAGAAGCUGAGCGGAUGGAGAGGCGGAAGAGAGAAGAAGCUGAGCGGAUGGAGAGGCGGAAGAGAGAAGAAGCUGAGCGGAUGGAGAGGCGGAAGAGAGAAGAAGCUGAGUGGAUGGAGAGGCAGAGAUUGCAGAAAAGCAGAGACCACGAGUACUAAGAUAGUUGGUGUUGGAAAAUGGUAACUUGGUGAAUCUCAGUGGUUGUUGAAGAAAAAAGAAUAACUUAGUGGUUGUUUUGCAUGAGCACCAUUUAGGGUGGCAUCCCUAAUGCAAUGUCCUCUAGGUAUAUCCGUGGGGUGUUCUUUUUCAUUUUCUAUGUGAGUUUGUCUUUUAUAUACUGAUAGUUUAAACAAUUCUUUUGCUAUUAAGUUGCCUGAUAAGGGAAUUUGAUGAAAAUUUGGUGAUUCGAAACUAAGUGCUUUAGUACAAAUAGUGAUGUUGUU